UAGUAUCAGCGCUCAGCAGUCACAUGACCUUUGAAGAAUAUUGGAAAGAGAAAGCAGAAAAAUAUUGUUUGUUGCGCAUAUGAAUUUUCUCCUUCUGAUAUUCAGGAAGCGAUGAAGAAAGAAUUUUACAUUAUUUCAGUGUUCUCUUUGGUGUGUUCGAUUGUCCAUGCUGUAUCAGGUUGCAACAAGACCCUGACCCUUAGCAAUGAGACUUUGGUGGCAGACCUAAACGAAACUUGUAGCUGGGUAAUAAAGUCCCCCAAAUUAACAACAAUAGUUGUCCAAGUCACCAGCCUCCACCUGACGAAUUCCAUGGACAGUGUCCGAGUUGUGGAUGGUGACACCCUCAUCGCAUCGUACACAGAUCUGGAUCAGAGCGGAGAUUUACUUGUGAGUAGCAAUAACUCACUCCUUGUGCUUGCAAGUUACAGUGGCAAAGGGAGCUCACCCCGAAAUGUCACAGUUUCCUUAAAACCACAAGCUGGUGGGGGCAGAUACACAGAUAAUGGACAAGUGAAACUGAAUGGCACAUCUCUCCCACAAAAUGAUUCUAGUCCAGUCUACUUCCAGCUAAUAGCCACCAAAGGCCAACAGGUUCAGAUUCUAUUGAAUGAUAGUAACCUUACUCCCACACCUAGAAUUGCUUUCUAUGACGGCUUGAAACCUCUCCCCGAUAAACUAUUGGUGGAACUUGGUACAUACAGUCAGUUCUUCCCCAUAACGUCUAGAACUGGGGCCAUGUUGGUAGUCGGCAAAGACAUAGAUCAGCAGGAGUUCUUUUCUGGAUUUUUCAAAAGUGUUUCAUCUGGAUGUGAUAUCAUUCUUACAUCAGCUACAAUGAGUUUUUACAUGCAAAGACCGAAAAUUGAGACACAGUGCUCCAUUGUGGCAGUUCCAAGGAAUAAAGGUAUGACUGCAGGAAUAACAUCUUUUAGGAUCGAAAGUCUGAAUUUGUGUCCGAACGAAAGCGUCACAAUUUACGAGGGUCACAGUCAAUAUGAUAAAAGGAUCGCAAUGCUAACAAACCAGAGUUCUCCAGUCACACCCGCUAUUUAUGUCAGAUCUGAAAAAGGAUUCUUAAUAGAAGUAAACUUGAAGAAUAAUUCUCAGUGUUCAAAUGGAACCAUUCCUAUAGUGCUCUCUGGGAUGUAUUCUGCAAGACCAGCUUGUGGAAAGACCCUGAAAUCUCCUGAAGGAACAAUUACAAGUCCAGAGUAUCCUAACCUGUACCCGUUUAAUGCUAAUUGCAAGUGGAAUCUUCCAAUACCAGAAAAUAGUUCCACUUUUGUGUAUGUUGCCAUGGAAACUGCUGCUCUAGCAUCCAAUCACACUUUGAGACUCCAGGAUGACACAGGAACAGCUUUGUGGAAAUUUUCUGGAGACCACCUUCCCUCUACAGACGCAGUUGUUAACUUGAACGAGUCAAAUAUUGCACAGCUGGUCUUUGACAGCAGCGCAGAAUUAGGUCAAGGUGUUGGAAAGGUCAGCAAAGGAUUCAAUGUCACUUAUAAGAUGCUCAGAUGUGGUGGAUAUCUGACGUCCCCCAAAUCUAGCAUUGAAAUACCAGAGAGGAUUCCUGAGGGGGAGUCCUGUAUCUGGGUCAUCAGUCUUCCCAAGUCAGGGCCCAAUAACAGUACCAAUAUCGUCCAGUUCUCCCUCUCACACCCCAAAUUGUCUUCAAACUCAAGCAUAGUUGUGUUGGAUGGAGGAACAUCAAAGUCUGGAGUCUUCAAAUUCAACUCUAAACAGUCCCAGGAUUAUCUCAGUCGCACCAAUGCACUGUGGGUAAAAAUGAUGGCUCCAACCAAGGUCAAGCUUAGCUAUAACACAUACAGUUGCCAGAAGAAGGACCAGUGUAACAAUGGGGUGUGUAUCCACCCUGACUGGAUCUGUAAUGGGGUAGACGAUUGUGGGGACAUGACUGAUGAAAAUAACUGUCCGAUAAACUCAUCAAAAACUGGAUUGAAAACUUACUUGGUGGUAAUAAUCGCUUUGAUGUCCUUCGCCUUUGGAGUGGUCCUGACCAUUGUGAUACCGGCAGUGUACAAGCGGUGUCGUUAUCCUAACUACCGCCACCUACAGGAUCUGAUGGAACCAUCUGUCACGUGAUCAGUGGUAGACACACCCCACCUGUCAAUCAGAACCACCCACACAUUCCACAUUUACAUAGCGAUGCCACUGUUUUCUUGUUAAGUUGCCAUUUUGUAGAUCAGAUUUAAGAAAUUUUGCAAUACUUGGACCUCUCAUCUAUCCUGAGCUUUGAAUAAUGUGUACCUGGUAGUUGUACAUUAAGUUAAAAUUUAAAUAUUGUACAAUGUAUAUGUUAUAAUUCUCUAAAAUCACAAGUAUAAGACAAAAUAUAUUUGUAAUAUUUUAAAUGAUCUGAAAGAAGUUGAAUUUUUUUCAACAGUAGAUCUGCCAACUGAAAAAAAAUCUCCUCUUUUUUUAGAAAGCAAAGUUUAAUCAUUUUUACUAUUCCUUGGGAUUAAUUGAUCUGAAGUGUUGUUUUGGAUUUCCUAUUCUUUUAGAGGAGGACUUUGUCUAUGCUGGUAUAUACUGUUACUUUAUAAUUUGCUUGCAGUUAUAUUUGUUACUUGUUUAUCAUUGCUUUAUACAAAUAUUCAAUGCAUAAUGUAUCUUCGACUUUCUCCAUAUUUGUCUCUCAAUAGCUACUUGGGUAUUUUGGAGGAUUUUUGUUUUAGUUUAGUUGAAUUUUUGAUAUCAAAAACCAGAUGUAUUUAAAAAUGUUGAUGCAUAUGAUAUCAUUACGCAUAUAUGUAAGUUUGUUUGGAUAUGUGCCCAUUUAAGUUGUUCCUAUAAGAGUGAAAUGAUCUGAUUGUACAACUAAACCAGCUAGCAUGUUCCUAGAUGUAAAUGUUUUUCAAGGUCUUCCUUUAUAUCUUUAAAAACCCCUUUUUGUUUUAAACAUUUUUGUUUUGUGAAGUUAGAGCCGUUUUAACCAGAGCUUGGACUUUGGGCAGUGCAUGACAAAAUCCAAUUUAGUGAAGGUGGGGUCUUUUCAUGCUUAACUGUCUAUUCAUUGGUUGAUAUUAAUAGGUAUGAAUACAUUGAAUGCAACAACAUUCAUGGAGCUGUAUAUUUCAGUUCAAAUGGCAUCAAUUCUACACAGCAGAGCAGAUCUUGGGGGUAAAACCUUCUGAUUUUGACAGGCAGUGAAUAUUAAUGAGCUUCUCUUAGCAAAUUAGAAGAAAGAUGGUCAAUAUUUUACAGCUUGUGUUGAUUGAGCAAACUAGAUAACAUCCCACCAAAAGUCCAAGCUCUACAUAUAUAUUACACUCAGAUAUGUAAAUGAUGAUGAUUAGUUAUUGCAUAUUCAUAUUAGUUAUUGCAUAUUCAUAUAAAAGAAUACUCACUAUGUUUUCUUUAUUAGGAGAAAAUAUGUGCAGAACUUGAAAAUUUGGACUUUGACAAAAGUGAAAUAUUGUUUUGUGUAAUACUCUAGUCUUUGCAAGUUGUUGUAAUAACAAUGGAAUCUUGUCUGUGAUGUCGAACUGUUUGUAAAUGCUCAUGUCUUGCUUUGGUAAAUACUGUAAAACAACUUUUAUUUGUGUAUGAAAAAUUUGUUGUGAGGUUUGCAAGAACCUAUUCAUUGAAAAAAUUUUCUUGCUGUAAACCAGUUCUCAAAUUUCUCUGGUAAUUUUUUUUCCCGAUAAUCUGCAUCUUGAUUGCGAAAAUAAGUCACUGCAAACCAGUUUAUCUCUGGUAAAUCACAAUUUUAAGUUGUUGCAAAAAAAAGUUGAUUUACAGUAUUCAACAUUAGUUAUGUUACGUAUCUAGAGUUAAUCUUCUUUCGGUGAUAUUUUAAAUAUUUUCUUGUACAUAAUAUGCACACAUGCAUGUACAAUAUAUAUAAAUCUCUCGGGUUUUUUUAAACUUUGAUUUUAUGGGUGUUUUAGGUUUCCAUCUUUUUGUUCUGAAUUAGUGCUUUUCUAUAUGAUUUGGAUUUAUCAUUUUCCACAAUCCAUGAUAAUUUUGCCGUCCUUGACUAAUUGGUGUGCCUUUAGAAAAUACCAUUGAUGAGUUGUGGUUGUUAAAAUAAAAGACUGAAUUGAUUAUUUGUAAAAAGUUUAUAUGAAAUAGUCAUUCAUGCAGCUUUAAAUAUAGAUCUGAUGAAUUCAGCGCCCUCCCCCAAUGUUAAGAAUUAUUUAUUAUAUGCUUUAUAGUAACAUUUUAUUUACAGUAGAGCCUCUUCAGCAUCGACGCCCGUUAUCCAUUGGCUUCAACUUUUUACUGGAAACAAUUUUCAGACCCAUGUAGAAUAUUAUCUAUGCAAAUGUCAUCGGUUCUCAUUUUUAUUGAAAAUACUGCACAAAGUCAGGUGUUGGACCUAAUACUAAUGUAAGUUUGUCAUGUUUUUCAUGUUAUGAGUUAACACCUGUUCAAGGCUUAUUACAAUGUAUGUGUUUUCUUAAUUUGUAUAAGGGAGAUACUACUUCACAAUGAAUUUACGGUGUGAAUAUGCAACAUUAUGCCAUACAAGUUUGUAAUAAAAUUUGUUAAAGAAGAAAA
Molecule: messenger RNA, 4530 nt
Organism: Magallana angulata
Lineage: Eukaryota; Metazoa; Mollusca; Bivalvia; Ostreida; Ostreidae
Product: cubilin-like
Exons: 17
Coding region: 112-2109 (665 amino acids)
Molecular function (GO): protein binding
Source: RefSeq, a predicted model, not a curated record